AUGCACCUUUUUCAUUACGAUUCCGACCACUUCAUGGAUGAACAUCCUUCCUUGAAGGAUAGCAUGGCCUCUGAUACCCAGGAGUUUAGUCCUUUAGUGGAGGUGAAAUGCCCAACGCACAUGCUGCGAAAAUUCGGAACGGGCAUCACCAAUGAGUUCGAGACGACCGAAGUGAAUGUAAACUCCUGCUAUGGGUCGCCAUGUGAGAAUCAAAAAGACUUCCCAACGGUGACGGAGUAUGAUUGCGCGGCCUAUUCCAAAGAAGGACUCACCGAGUACCAACAACAAAAAAUCAUCCGCCGCAUGUUCAACGCCUUUGAUGUCCAGCAAAAGCGCUAUUUGGAUAUCUCCCGAUUGAAGGAGCUGUGCGAGUACGUCGGGCGCUCCGUGAGGGCGGAGACGAUGGAUAAGAUGUUUGCGGAGUUGUGCGCGGGUGAUGGCGAGGUCACCUUCGAGCAGUUCUGGAAUUGGUGGAUUAAUUGCCCGGACACGAACAUCACCAAAAAGGCCUUUUCUCUCGUCUCCGCUGACUUUUCCGUCCCGUAUCACCAACAACAACUCAAGAAGUGCGAGGAAGGCGAAAAAUUCACCCCGAGCUACCGCAUUCGGUACUUUUUUAAAGAUCUCGAGACGGCCUAUCUACGGCAGGUGAGCCCUUGGCAUGACAUCCCCUUGCAGGUAUGCGACCCAUUGCGGACCAAACCCGAGCAUAUCCCGGCUAAUCGCUUUAAUAUGAUCUGCGAGAUCCCCAAAUGGACCCGCGCCAAGUUCGAGAUCGCCACCGACGAGCCUUUUAACCCGAUUAAGCAGGACAUCAAAAACGGCGUCCCGCGCUUUUACAAGCACGGGGAUAUGAUGUGGAACUACGGCGCCUUUCCUCAGACCUGGGAGAGCACCGAGGUGACUUUUCACGACGAGUACAAGGGCGACAACGACCCGAUCGACGUCGUGGAAAUUGGGAUGCGGCAGAUGCGGGUGGGGGAUGUCCAGCCGGUCAAGGUCCUCGGGGCCCUCGGCAUGAUCGAUAACGGGCAGAUGGACUGGAAGAUUGUGUGCAUCUCGGUGAAUGAUCCGGUUUCGCGCUUUGUCAAGGAUAUCAACGAUGUACCCAAGUUCCUACCGGGUUGCCUGGAUGCGAUGCGAGAGUGGUUUCGCGUCUAUAAAAUAUGCCAAGGGGGGAUCGAAAACAAAUUUGUGUUCGAUGGUGAGUUUAAAAACAAGGCGUUUUCUUUGCAAAUAAUAAAGGAGUCCCAUUUUAUGUGGAAAAAUCUCCGAAAAAUUAAAGGCACAAAAAAUUUUUGA
Messenger RNA from Phytomonas sp. Hart1, 1302 nucleotides. Lineage: Eukaryota; Euglenozoa; Kinetoplastea; Trypanosomatida; Trypanosomatidae. The record is from the annotation of a GenBank genome assembly.